AUGUAUAUAUCUACAUAAUACCUUCAUCUGUCAUAAUUUGGAAAGGGAUUAAGCUCUCCUUGACACCCUCCAUUGAAAUGAAGAAAUCUCUCUUCUUGCUUCUCUCACUCUGGGUCUUGUCAUCUGCUGCUACUUUGCUUCAGUGCUUGGCUCGCGAAAGCUCGAAAGAUCGAGAACAUGGCCAUGGAAUAAACUACACGAAGGUAGCGACGAAAGAAGAUCGCAACGAAAGAGAACUCGCGGAUUCAGACAAGAUUUAUUCGACAGAAAAGUCCGGUAAAGGAACUAAAGGAUCCAACGGCGCCUCCAACGUCGUCCAUCAACACCCAGGCGAAAAGAACGCUGCUGCACUGUUCUAUUCGCCUUAUCUCGUCGGCUCUAUCUUCUUUACGCUUCUUGCUUUCGUUGCGCCGUUAAUCUGAUGUCGAUAUUGCCUUAUCUGUAGUUGUCUUUGAGGGUGUGUUGUUUAGUUUUUGUUUGUUUUGCUAAUCAGUUCUGUGUAGAAUUCUUCCCAAGAAUGUAUACAGAAACUUAAUAAUCUCA
Molecule: messenger RNA, 543 nt
Organism: Andrographis paniculata
Lineage: Eukaryota; Viridiplantae; Streptophyta; Magnoliopsida; Lamiales; Acanthaceae
Exons: 2
Coding region: 78-422 (114 amino acids)
Source: RefSeq, a predicted model, not a curated record